AUGAGUAACAUAUCGUCAUCAAGUGUGGUAUAUUGGGCUCUGAAUAACUAUGGUGUAACUAUAUUUGAUAUCAUUGUAAAUAUUAUAGUUUUAACUAUAGCAUCAUGGAUUAUAACAUUAAAUGUUAUAGUAUUAAAAGUAUUACACGAUAAAAAUAAUAAAGAACCAUCUGAAUACUUUAUUAUUAAUUUAAGUGUGGCUGAUCUCCUAACUGGAGUUUACCUGGUUUAUAACACCCUUUAUAAUCUAGUCAACUUUCAGAAUUUGGUUGAAUGUUUGAUACGAUUUGGAUUAGGCAUGGGAUUUAGUAUGGUCUCCAUUUGGCAGCUUGUAGCGUUAUCAAUGGAUAGAUAUUUUAAGAUCAUUUACCCUUACAGAUAUGCUGAUAGAUGUAACAAAGUGUCUAUGAUAAUGGUCAGUGUGAUCACAUGGUUGUUAACAAUGAUGAUCGGUCUACUCCCAGCAUUUGGUUGGCAACAUCCACAACCUUCUCAAUAUACUUGUGGGUUCAUGAAGAUUUUGACUAUUGGUUACUUUCAACUGCUGUUAGUUGUGUAUUUAGGACCCUUCUUCGUGUUGUUAAUCAUAUAUUUACGGAUUUUUAAAGAAGCUCAUCGACAUGCUGUGGUCAUUAAUUCAACUGCACCUAAAGCCCAAACAAACAACACUAAUCAUUCUUUAAAAACUGUAUUCAUAGUGGUGGGAACAUAUAUCUUGUGUUGGGCUCCAAUGGGUAUAGUUGUUAUUCUACAUGUCGAGGACGCAUUAGAAGGAUAUACUUUGCUUGAAAAGGGUAAUCUCAUAGUAUAUGCAACGGCAUUUGCUUAUACCAAUAGUCUUUUGAAUCCUAUCAUAUACGCAAUUAAAAUACCAAGAAUUAGAAAUAGAUUCAGAGGUAUAUUUUGUCGACCUAGACGACAGUCAAGAGCACCAUCGAAUAGUGCACCAACAGACAUAAUAACUGUAACACCAAUAGACUAA
Lottia gigantea (owl limpet) is the source of this 981-nucleotide messenger RNA. RefSeq lists its product as hypothetical. Gene Ontology annotation, molecular function: G protein-coupled serotonin receptor activity; neurotransmitter receptor activity. Bases 1 to 981 code for a protein of 326 amino acids. Gene Ontology annotation, biological process: chemical synaptic transmission; G protein-coupled receptor signaling pathway, coupled to cyclic nucleotide second messenger. The transcript is spliced from 3 exons. Lineage: Eukaryota; Metazoa; Mollusca; Gastropoda; Lottiidae. The record is from RefSeq and is a predicted model, not a curated record. Gene Ontology annotation, cellular component: membrane; dendrite.